This is a messenger RNA of Exophiala viscosa, 1700 nucleotides long. RefSeq names its product thiazole biosynthetic enzyme, mitochondrial. The transcript is spliced from 4 exons. The coding region runs from base 443 to 1471 and encodes 342 amino acids. Gene Ontology annotation, biological process: thiamine biosynthetic process. The record is from RefSeq and is a predicted model, not a curated record. NCBI's taxonomy places the organism in Eukaryota, Fungi, Ascomycota, Eurotiomycetes, Chaetothyriales, Herpotrichiellaceae.
UAUCAAGACCAGCUACUGUAAUGUAUAUAAGGAACGCAUCUGAAUUUAUUUCUUCUCGCUUCCUAUCUCCCACAAAGGAUCUCGACCAAUCCAUUUCGAAAGUCAAAGAGCUCUCAUUCAAAUUUCUUGAACGAUCCGACCAAGUAAACCUCACUCACAAAAAGAUGGAGGACGCCAUGUCAUCCACUCGCUUGGUUGAGAGACAUCAUGGUCAAGGUAUAUUACUAGUAUUUGAUCAAGAUCAGGCAUCACACCAUGUCUGAGCAUGAACCGGUGUUCGCAACUUUCCUGCCAGCGUACAAUGUGCUCAUCCACCCAGUCCUCUUGAGGCGCUGGAGAUGAGCACUGCUGGAGUCGUGGAAGUGCGUUCUGAGAUCAUACGGUUGAACUUGACUCUGGAUAAUACCAGCGGAAGGAUCAUGCUCCAUUCUCCCUCUUUUUCAUGCCUGACAGUGAACAACCUCGCCUAACCAGUUACAGGAUGUCUCCACCAAUCGCUACCUUCAACGAGUUCGAUGGCUUUACUGCAACCAAAGAGCUGAAGAGUUCUCUUGACACGCCCAAGACAUUAACUCUUAAUGCCUCUGGCAACCACACCAAGGUUCUUGAUGACUUUGCCGGCAAAUGGGACAGCUUCAAAUUUGCUCCCAUCCGCGAGUCUCAAGUCUCCCGUGCCAUGACCAAACGCUACUUUGCCGACCUUGACCGUUACGCCGAGUCGGAUAUCGUUAUUGUCGGUGCCGGCUCUUGCGGCUUGUCCACCGCGUACACCCUGGCCAAGGCCCGUCCCGACUUGAAGAUCGCCAUCAUCGAAGCUUCCGUCUCGCCCGGUGGCGGCUGCUGGCUAGGUGGCCAGCUCUUCUCGGCCAUGGUACUCCGCAAGCCAGCAGAAGAGUUCUUGAACGACAUUGGCGUGCCCUUCGAGGAUGAAGGCAACUACGUCGUCGUCAAGCACGCCGCUCUGUUCAUGAGCACCUUGAUGAGCAAAGUCCUUGCCAUGCCGAACGUCAAGCUCUUCAAUGCUACAUGCGUGGAGGAUCUGAUCACGCGCCCAUCCGCAGAUGGAGGCCUUCGCAUCGUUGGCGUGGUCACAAACUGGACCUUGGUCACGCUCCACCAUGACAACCACAGCUGCAUGGAUCCAAACACAAUCAACGCCCCACUCGUCAUCAGCACGACCGGCCACGAUGGACCAUUUGGAGCAUUCUGCGCCAAGCGUCUCGUCAGUAUGAACGCGAUCGAGAAGUUGGGCGGCAUGCGUGCCCUCGACAUGAACAGCGCGGAAGAUGCCAUUGUCAAAGGCACCCGAGAAGUCUCGCCAGGCUUGAUCAUGGGCGGCAUGGAGCUUAGUGAGCUGGACGGAGCCAACCGUAUGGGUCCGACCUUUGGCGCUAUGGUCUUGAGUGGUGUUAAAGCUGCCGAGGAAGCAUUGAAAGUCUUUGAGACUCGAAAGGCUGAAUGUGCCGAGUAAGCGCCCUCGUGGAGGGACAUGCACGCAGGCCCAUGGUCGAGCACUGGGUUCAAACAUGGGUUGAGACAUACCCAUCAUGCCAUUCAUUUACAUAGUCCCAGCUGACCACUUGCAAUCGAAGACCAUUGGGCCCUUGACAUGAUUCACUCACUCUACGUCUCUUAGUACUUGUUUGUAUGUGUACGUAUUGUCGGUUAAGCUGCCAUUUUAAGCCUCUAUUGCAUCCCCU